AUGCAUACCCCCUCAUUUUUGGUGGUCACCGGACCGCAGGGGAGCGGUAAAUCGACCAUGCUCAAACAUCUUCUGGCAGAGUACCACGAUGAAGAGCGUCUUGUGCUCCCAGUGGUGCAAUCCCUGAAUCCAGGUCAGAACCUGCGCCUAGAAGCGCUUUUCGAGGACGUGCUGCAGAUCAAGAACUUUCCAGAUUACUCGCGGAGGCUUCCCUUGAUGGGGUUGAUGAAGGAGCUCAAGGGGUUCUGCAUGCGCAAAUCCCAGCGCCCCCUCAUCGUCUACCUUCAGCUCUCGACCAAGAACCGUGGGGAGAAAUUCACGAUGGACCAGUGUGAUGACGUCGCGUCCGAGCUGGGUGGUUUCGCCCGGACAAUCACCUACGACUACGCUUUGUGCCAAUUCGUGCUGGAAGUGUCGGUGUCCCUCAUUGCCGACAAGAUCAAGGACAAGUUCAACAUGUCUGAGCUGGUGGUGGUGGACCCACUGCCUUUGAAGAGCUUCGUGGAGUUGGCCCUGGAGAUUCCGGAGAUUGCCGGAAAUCUCAAGAUGGACGAGCUCAGCCGGGAGGAGAUCCUCAAGUACUUCUACCUUCGUGCUGGCGGCAGCUUCCGCGAGCUGCAGGAGCUCCUGAAAAACGCGGCCAAGGCCAACGCCUCGGAUGGGCAGGGCAUCAAGGGCCAGAUCGAUGAGUGGUACAGGGAGAAGAUCUGGCCCAUCAAGGACGUUCUGGCAGAGACGGAGGAGGACGAGCUUCAGCAGUUCGUCCGGCGUCUCCUGGGACAGAAGCCCGAGUCCAAGUACCUGGAUUAUGUGACGAAGGUGGAGCAGGCCCAAAAGGCUACCUUAGCGGCGGUGAUGACAAGGACACGAAGCUGA
This is a messenger RNA of Symbiodinium pilosum, 876 nucleotides long. NCBI's taxonomy places the organism in Eukaryota, Dinophyceae, Suessiales, Symbiodiniaceae. The record is from the annotation of a GenBank genome assembly.